Messenger RNA from Tinamus guttatus (white-throated tinamou), 1429 nucleotides. RefSeq names its product acyl-CoA dehydrogenase short/branched chain (gene ACADSB). NCBI's taxonomy places the organism in Eukaryota, Metazoa, Chordata, Aves, Tinamiformes, Tinamidae. The record is from RefSeq and is a predicted model, not a curated record. Gene Ontology annotation, molecular function: acyl-CoA dehydrogenase activity; flavin adenine dinucleotide binding. Gene Ontology annotation, cellular component: mitochondrion.
AAGAACUAUGCUGGUGUACCCUUCCUGGAAGGCUUCUCCGUGUGUCUUUGCAUCUUCCAAAUCAGGACUUAGGCCAAACCUAGCCAGUGAGGGGGUUGUCCGUGCUCCACUUCAGACAUUCACAGAAGAAGAGAUAAUGCUGAAAAAUAUGGUGAAAAAAUUUGCUCAGGAACGAGUUGCACCUUUGGUGCAAAAAAUGGAUGAGAAUUCGAAACUGGAAGAAUCUGUAAUAAAGGGAUUGUUUGAGCAAGGGCUGAUGAGUAUUGAGCUUGGGGAAGAAUAUGGAGGGACUGGAGCUUCAUUUUUUUCGACAAUAUUGGCAGUAGAAGAACUGUCCAAAGUUGAUCCAUCUGUAGCUCUUCUCUGUGAGCUCCAAAAUACACUAACCAAUAAGUUGUUUACCAUACAUGGAUCAGAAGAGCAAAAGAGAACUUACUUGCCUAGAGUGGCUAAAGAUACGAUAGGCAGUUUCUGUCUGUCGGAGGCUGGAUCUGGGAGUGAUGCAUUUUCUUUGAAGACUCGAGCGGAAAAGAAAGGAGACUACUAUAUCAUCAAUGGCUCAAAGAUGUGGAUUAGCUUUGCAGAACACGCAGGAGUUUUCUUUGUGAUGGCAAAUACAGAUCCUGCUUUGGGAUACAAGGGAAUUACAUGUUUCGUAGUAGAUCGCAACACAGAAGGACUGCAGGUAGGGAAGAAGGAGAAUAAGCUUGGAAUUAGAGCAACUUCUACCUGCACAGUAACAUUUGAAAAUGUUAAGGUUCCUGAGACCAAUGUCCUGGGACAGAUUGGACAAGGAUAUAAAUAUGCAAUUGGAACGCUAAAUUCUGGCAGAAUAGGUAUUGCUGCCCAGAUGCUAGGAUUGGCACAGGGAUGUUUUGACCAUACAAUUCCCUAUACAAAGGAGAGAUUCCAGUUUGGGAAAAGAGUUUUUGAUUUCCAGGGGAUGCAACAUCAGAUAGCUCAUGUGGCCACACAACUGGAAGCCGCGAGGCUGUUGACCUACAAUGCGGCUCGGCUUCUGGAAGCAGGGAGGCCAUUCAGAAAGGAGGCAAGCAUGGCCAAAUACUAUGCAGCUGAGGUUGCAACACUGACAACGAGUAAAUGUAUGGAAUGGAUGGGUGGAGUUGGAUUCACAAAAGAUUAUCCAAUUGAAAAAUAUUAUCGUGAUUGCAAGAUAGGUACGAUAUAUGAAGGAACUUCAAAUAUCCAGUUGAGCACCAUUGCAAAAAGCUUAGCAGAGGAGUACUGAAGCCAUAAGAACUUUUUGCCUGUUACAGAAAUUAUUCCACUGAACACUAAUCAUGAACUUUAGAUUUGCCUGUGAUUAUGAAAUCAUAAAGGACAUAAAACAACAUACAUUCUCAUUGGUUAAAUCAUAAGGAAAACCAUGAAUUCCCAUUUCAUGAUAGGAAGCAAUUCAUGUGAAAUC